Molecule: messenger RNA, 1719 nt
Organism: Ilex paraguariensis (yerba mate)
Lineage: Eukaryota; Viridiplantae; Streptophyta; Magnoliopsida; Aquifoliales; Aquifoliaceae
Source: the annotation of a GenBank genome assembly
AUGCCAGAAAUUGAGUCAGGCUGGAAUCAGGGCAGGGUUGGUCAAUGGAUCAUUCAAUCAGGAGGAAACAGUGAUGUGAUCCUUCCUGCAACGGUACUUGAGGUACAGGCUGAAAUCAACGGUGCUGAUGAGUGGGUAAUGUCGGUACUGGAAGACGGUUACCGUAAGAGCGAAGCCAUUCCGUCCGAACAGAAAAAGUUACAGAAGGUUAUACAAGAACUAAGAAAUAACAAGGAGCUUGAAGGAUGUUUUGAUCCAAGAGUUGUUUCGAUUGGCCCCUUUCACCGUGGCAAGCCUGAGCUCGAAGAUGCGGAGAAGUUGAAGGCUACAUUCGCAUUCCACUUCUUUAAAGAAAGUGGCCGUGAUCCCAAAGAGUUCUAUAACAAAUUCUUAGAGUUGGUUGGGGAAGCUAAGGGCUACUACCUUGAUGGCUCAACAGAUAACUAUGAUGAUAACACAUUUGCCCAUAUGAUGUUCCUCGAUGGUUGUUUUAUACUGCGUUUUAUCGACGUUGUAUUAAAUCAAAAAGCAGAGGGUCUAUAUAUGUUUCGCAUCUUGGGGCAAGGAAGAGUAUCUAUGUUAGUCUCGGACUUGAUCUUGCUGGAGAACCAACUUCCAUUCCAAGUUAUCCGGGCCUUAAUGAGCAUUCGCUACAAAGAAGAUGAAGGAGAAAAUAUGAUCCACAGUUUUUUUGAAAAAUGGUAUGGUCUUGAAACAACCAGUAAGGGACAGGGACGGCAAGAUGAGCAGCCCCUUCACCUCCUAGGACUAGUGCGAGAAAAAUUUAUUCCCCACAAGAAGGAUUAUGCGAAAGACCGAAAUGCUCCUCAUAAGGCCCUUCGUCACUCCUUCGGUUCAGCAACAGAACUUAAAGCAAAAGGAAUACAUUUCAAGUCUAGCGGUACAUUUUGUCUAACAGACGUCAGCUUCACUUCAUCCUUUGGCUAUGGACAGUUGACACUUCCUCCAAUUGUAUCUAACUUGGCCUCCAAGUCCCUCUUCUUGAACAUGAUUGCAUAUGAAAUGGCUCCUAACACAUAUACUGAACUUGAGGUUAGCAGUUAUAUUUAUUUCAUGAAUUUACUCAUUAGUGGAGCCGACGACGUUAUUGAGCUGCGAUCUCAUAACAUAAUUUCUAACACCAUUUUUUCCAAUGAGGGAGUUGCAAAAUUCUUCAACACUAUGGCUUUGGCUGUCAUAGAUGCCAAUGUUUUUAUCCUUGAUGACGUUUGUAAUCGAAUUGAAGAGCACUUCACUAGCAAGGCAAAAACUUGGAUGGCUCAAGUCCUGCAUGAUCAUUUCAGUUCUCCGUGGACUACUGUGGCCUUUUUUGCCGCAAUGUUUCUUAUUAUCUUAAGCUUCACCCAAACCUACUUCCAAGUUUUUCCUCGCUCUACAAACUAAAAGUAAACGGGAGUUCAGGUGAGUUUCAAUUUCUCUUCUACAUUAUGAUGCCGAAACAAAUAAAUAUAUGGACAAAAGGGUGUUUGUUUCUAUACACCCAACAUUCCAUGUUUCUCCUUAAAUAAAUUGUAUGUGUGUAAAAGGUUUUCGGCCGUGGGAUUCUCUUAGAUUUUAGGGGCAUCCAUUCCCGGUCAAUCAAGUGUGUUUUUUUACAAGCAAUUAUGUUGCUAUAUGGUGUUGUAUUUCGUUUAUAGUUUCUGGCUCACAUCUUGUAAUGAAGAUUGAACAAAUAAUGUGAUGUUUACAUUAGAAGCA